CUCCUACCGUGUGAGUUUCCUCUGAUCAACUGUCGGCAUCUUAUCCACCGCACUCUGACGUCCCUGGCUGCGUGAGUCAGGACACUACAGGAGGAAAUCCCCACGGCAGACAGACACACAGAGAGAGAGAGGCCCCUUUAAAUCCACGCAGCUUGUUUCCUCCUCCUUGGUGAGGUUCCAGGAACAGCAGAGAAGCAGAAGCAGAGAUCUGCGGUAAACAACAACAACAACAACCCGGCGGCUCUCAGUGGCAAUCUGACGGAUUCAGCCUUUAAACUGCGGCAUCUGGAAAGACACGGCUGUGAGGACUUUUCCUGCUCUUAUUUCCAUCAUUUCGGCGUGUUUUUAUUGUUGUUUCUACACGUUGAGAAGCAUUGCGGAAGUGUGAGAGGCGACGUCUACGCUCUGGUCUGCGGUGACACCUAGCGGCGGAGAAGGAGAAGUGCAGCAUGUACGGAGCGUCAGGAAUCCCGGAGCUGAUCCCUCACAGCGGGCCUCCCCGGCAGCCCGGCCCCGCUGGGCAGUUCAACCCGGGCCACCCGCAGGGGGACGCACACGACGGCGGCCCGAAUCCCCAGAGGCUGGGACAGAGAGCACCGAAACUGGGUCAGAUUGGUCGCUCCAAAAAAGUGGACCUGGAUGAUGAAGACCUGGACGACCUCAUGAACAACAACGGCCAGUGCCCCGUCUCUCUGUCACCAAUCUCCUAACUUCUCAGAAGUGCCAAAAAAAACACCCCAGAACAGAAACCCUCUUCCCAUCAGCGCUCUUGGUCCCGAGUGUCCUCCUAGAGCUCCUGAUGGCUCCACGCCGGCUCAUUUAGUGCUGGCCGAAGCCUCCCUCCUCCUUAGGGGGGCCCUGAUUGUACAUAUUAUGUAUCUAACUGCGCUCAGACUGUGAAUGAAUCGUACUGCGUCUCUCUCUGUACCUCUGUAGGUUAUGGGCUGUCAGGAUUUGAAGGUUUUUUUAAAAAAAAAACACAACUUUCUGAAAAAGGGCUUCAUUGCUGCUGUUACACCUGACGUAGAUGGCAGAUGAUCAGCCGGAUAUGUCAGACGACGGUUACUGAUUCUCCGCAGGUUUGUCGUGUGAAGGAACAUGAGCCUGUUAAUGUGUAUCACCCAGGGGAAAGUAUAAGCUUUGAUUGCGUCACACGGGCACAGAUCAGAACAGUGUAGCUAUUCUGCACUGAGGGAAAGCUCGCUACUUAAACUGAGAAGACUACUGCAAAUUAUUUAUUGUUUAGAGAAAAAUAUAAAUAUAUUUUGUUGUCCUUACUACUUUUUUUUUCUUUCUUUUUCUUUUGUACAUUGUCAUCCAACGAUGAGAUUAAUGACGUUUCUCAGUGGUGCACUUUGUGGGAAUGCCUGUCAUGUGCUGUAACGUCGCAGAAACCAAUGCAUGAGGUCUGUGCAAGCAUCCAACCUGUUAUCCUGUGAUUUAAGGGCUACGUAGUAGUUUUCCUAAACCAAAACACUGUUUUUGCAGAGCUUGUUUGUCUCCCCAGCUGCAGACUCAGCAGGAAAAGUUGUCACAAUCAGCAAAUUUUUUGCACUUUAUUUUUUUUUUUUCUCUCUCUUUACAUUUAAGGCAAAUAGCCACGAAUAAUAAAUCAGAUUUUAUUGCUAAAGGAAUUCUGAUUCGCAUGCUCGAAGCUUAUGUGUUAUUUAUGGAGUCGUAUUUUGUUUUUGUCACAGCUUCUUUCAAAGUCAGGCACAUUAUUUAAAGCUUGUAAUUAUCGAAUAAGAUCAUUGAAAAGCGGCAGCUCUGAUUGGCCGUUACAGCGAAGGCAAUCUAACAUGUUUUUUUGGGGGGGGAUUUUCCAGUGGAAUAAGACGUAAUGGGGCUUUAAAGGCUCGUGGUUGCGGUCGUGGUUCACUGCUGGUGGCUGUUUCACGCAGCGCCGCAUUUCACAGCUCGGUCUCGGACUCUCAGACCGGCGUUGAGGUUGCCUUUUGCAUGAAAGUAAUCAACUUUUCAUGAUACUUCUCUGGAAAUAAAAGUGUGAAUCCUUA
Molecule: messenger RNA, 2015 nt
Organism: Cyprinodon tularosa
Lineage: Eukaryota; Metazoa; Chordata; Actinopteri; Cyprinodontiformes; Cyprinodontidae
Exons: 3
Coding region: 450-710 (86 amino acids)
Biological process (GO): negative regulation of protein kinase activity
Molecular function (GO): calcium-dependent protein kinase inhibitor activity; protein kinase binding
Source: RefSeq, a predicted model, not a curated record